AUGAUGCGAACUGAAAACCCAUCUGGGAAUUCAUCAUCAUCACGUGCAGCUUUUGGUCACCCGGACUCGAAACCAGUGAGACACGGUUCAAACUCAAAGGCUGAUUUUGAAGCUUUGACUAUGUCUCAGAAGGAAAUCAGUGAUGAAGAUGCUAGGAAACUCAAUCCGUACUGGAAAUUACCUCAACUAGCUGUUUUUGGGAGAGGUGCUUCACUUUUACCGUUAGGUAUUGUUCUUCUUGUUACUGCUGUUAAGGAUGCUUAUGAGGAUUGGAGGAGACAUAGGUCAGAUAAAGUUGAGAAUAAUAGUGAUCCCACCGGGGUUGCUUAUGUUCAGACGCUUAAUCUAGAUGGGGAGUCGAAUUUGAAAACUAGGAAUAUUUAUGGAUUUCAAGCAACAAUGGAGAUUGAUGGGAAGAGAUUGUCGCUUGGUUCUUCGAAUAUUGUGCUUAGAGGUUGUGAGCUUAAGAAUACUAGUUGUGUGGUUGGUGUUGCGGUGUAUUGUGGUCGUGAGACGAAAGCUAUGCUCAACAACUCAGGGGCUCCGUCUAAGAGGAGUCGGCUUGAGACUCAGAUGAACUCUGAGAUCAUCAUGCUUUCGGUCUUUCUUGUAGCUUUGUGUACAGUCACUUCAGUUUGUGCUGGUGUUUGGUUAAGGCAAAACAAGAAUAAAUUGAAUCUAUUGCCUUAUUAUAGGAAAUUGGAUGUUUCGAAGGGAAAAGAGGAAAGUUAUCAGUAUUAUGGAUGGGGUGUGGAAAUUGUUUUCACAUUUCUUAUGUCAGUUAUAGUUUUCCAGAUUAUGAUUCCCAUAUCCUUGUACAUUUCUAUGGAGCUUGUCCGUGUUGGUCAGGCCUAUUUCAUGAUCAAGGAUUCUAGAUUGUAUGAUGAGGCGACAAAUUCAAAGUUUCAGUGCAGGGCCUUGAAUAUCAAUGAAGAUUUAGGGCAGAUUAAAUAUGUUUUUUCGGACAAAACCGGUACUCUCACUGAGAACAAGAUGGAGUUUCAAUGUGCGAGUAUCUGGGGUGUUGAUUACAGUUCUGCAAAAGCGGGUCUUGAGAAUGAGCAACUUGAAUACUCUCUUCGAGUGAAUGGAAAGGUCUUGAAGCCAAAGAUGAAGCAUGCAAUACUAUUGUGCCUCUUGUUAUCGACACAUCUGACCCUACAGUCAAGCUGGUAG
Molecule: messenger RNA, 1176 nt
Organism: Vicia faba (fava bean)
Lineage: Eukaryota; Viridiplantae; Streptophyta; Magnoliopsida; Fabales; Fabaceae
Source: the annotation of a GenBank genome assembly